Emiliania huxleyi CCMP1516 is the source of this 498-nucleotide messenger RNA. Its product is annotated as protein kinase. The transcript has a single exon. The record is from RefSeq and is a predicted model, not a curated record. Gene Ontology annotation, cellular component: plasma membrane. Gene Ontology annotation, biological process: protein phosphorylation. Lineage: Eukaryota; Haptophyta; Isochrysidales; Noelaerhabdaceae. The annotation marks the transcript as partial. Gene Ontology annotation, molecular function: ATP binding; protein kinase activity.
AUGCAUCGCGCCGCAGAGCGCGAAGUACGAGUGCUCUCGCGCUUCCGACAUCCGCACAUCGUCAGCCUCCUCGGGUUCGCGAUCUCUGGCGCCGAUCGUUGCCUCGUCUACGAGCUGCUCCCAGGCGGUGCGCUCGACGUCGCGCUGCAGGACGACGGGCGCGCUGGCGAGCUCACGUGGCGGGUGCGCGCGCGCGUGGCGGCGGGUGUCGCCAAGGCGCUCAAUUACCUCCACCACGGCGGCGGCGGCGAACGCUGCUUCCAUCGCGACGUCAAGGCUGCCAACAUCUGCCUGCACGCCGACCUCUCGCCGGCGCUAAUCGACUGCGGCCUCGCCAAGCACAUCCCCGCCGAGGCUGGCGGGCUGCAGACCUCGACGGGCGGCCGCUUUGGCACGCCGGGCUACAUGUGCCCGCGCUACGCCAACGGCGGUGCGUUCGACGACAAGUCGGAGGCGUAUUCAUUCGGCAUCGUGCUGCUCGAGCUGAUCACGGGGGAG